Messenger RNA from Triticum urartu, 2080 nucleotides. Its product is annotated as putative nucleolar protein 5-2. Gene Ontology annotation, molecular function: snoRNA binding. Gene Ontology annotation, cellular component: small-subunit processome; box C/D methylation guide snoRNP complex. The record is from RefSeq and is a predicted model, not a curated record. Lineage: Eukaryota; Viridiplantae; Streptophyta; Magnoliopsida; Poales; Poaceae.
CCCUAAAACCCUGGCCGCCUUCCUUCUUCUCCCCACCCCGCGCGGCGCCUACUCUCCUCUCUUCCCCUCCCCCCUCGCCGCCGCCGCCGCCGCCAGCGCCUCCUCCACCACCGCUCGUCCUCCUAUACACAGGUGCGGAGGAGGAGAUGUUGGUGCUCUUCGAGACGCCCGCGGGGUUCGCCCUCUUCAAGGUGCUGGACGAGGGGAAGCUCAGCAGCGUCGAGGAUCUGUGGAAGGACUUUGCCUCGUCGGACAAAGCAAGGAAGGUGGUUGAGCUGAAGGCUUUCAACAAGUUUGAAAAUACUUCUGAUGCUCUUUCAGCCGCAACUUUGCUGAUUGAUAGCAAGCCCAGCAAGGGUCUGCGCAAGUUCCUGCAGAAGCACUGUGAUGGUGAAACAUUGGCUGUUGCUGAUUCCAAACUUGGGAAUGCCAUCAAAGAAAAGCUGCAAAUUGAUUGCCUUCACAACUCUGCUGUUAUGGAACUGAUGAGAGGGCUGAGGAACCAGCUCACUGAACUUAUGUCUGGACUAGCUGAGCAUGAUCUAGGUCCAAUGAGCCUAGGAUUGUCCCACAGCUUGUCUAGGUAUAAACUCAAGUUCAGCCCUGAAAAGGUUGAUACUAUGAUCAUUCAGGCCAUUGGCUUGUUGGAUGAUCUUGACAAGGAGCUUAACACUUACGCUAUGAGGGUCCGUGAAUGGUACGGUUGGCACUUUCCGGAGCUCACAAAAAUUGUUGCAGAUAACAUCCAUUAUGCGAAAGCUGUGAAGAUGAUGGGCAAUCGUGUUAAUGCAGUUAACCUUGACUUCUCUGAGAUACUUCCAGAAGAAGUGGAAGCAGAGCUGAAGGAGGCAGCUGUAAUUUCCAUGGGAACAGAAGUCAAUGAUCUUGACCUCUCAAACAUUAGGGAACUAUGUGAUCAAGUCCUGGCUCUUUCUGAGUACAGAGCCCAGCUCUAUGACUAUCUAAAAAGUAGAAUGAAUACCAUUGCUCCCAACUUGACUGCACUUGUUGGUGAACUUGUUGGCGCUCGCCUUAUUUCCCAUGGUGGUAGUUUGAUGAAUCUGGCGAAGCAGCCUGGCAGCACGAUUCAGAUUCUGGGGGCAGAGAAGGCCUUAUUCAGAGCUCUGAAGACAAAGCAUGCUACACCAAAGUAUGGUCUCAUCUAUCAUGCAUCAUUAAUUGGACAGGCGGCUCCCAAGCACAAGGGAAAGAUCUCUCGUUCGCUUGCUGCUAAGAGUGCACUUGCCAUAAGAUAUGACGCCCUUGCUGACGGUGACGAUAACUCCAUGGGUCUUGAAAGCAGGAUCAAGCUUGAAACACGGCUCCGAGUUCUUGAGGGUAAAGAGCUUGGGAGGUCUGCUGGUUCCACGAAAGGAAAGCCCAAGAUAGAAGCGUAUGAAAAGGACCGGAAGGGUGGUGGUGCUCUGAUCACUCCCGCUAAAACUUACAACUCAGCAGCAGAUCUUGUGCUUGGACAAACCACUGAAGAAACGCCAAAGAAGUCAGAAGUUGCUUCAAAGAAGAGGAAGCACCAAGAGGAAGAACCUACUGCGGAGGCAGCUGAAGAGGAUGGCGAGCAGGAGAAAGAGAAGUCCAAGAAGAAGAAGAAGAAAUCCAAGGACAUCGAGGAGACCCCCGCAGCCGUCACCGACGCUAGCGAGAAGAAGAAGAAAAAGAAGAGCAAGGAGGCCGAGGAGACCCCUGCAGCCGACGCCGACGGCGAGAAGAAGAAAAAGAAGAAGAAAUCGGACGCUGAGGAUGCACCCAUGGAGAUCGACGUGUCUGCCAAGAAGGAGAAGAAGAAAAAGAAGAAGCACGCUGAUGAGUGAGCGGCACAGAGAUACGGUGGAAAUUUGUGGUGUAAUGCUGUACUAUCAUCGUUGUCUGAAAGUUUUGGGAUUUGCCGUUCAUGUAGAAUGGAAUGCCACAUUAGGAUUAGCAGCGACGAACCCUACAAUUCGAAACUUGCAAGUGGUGAGCAGACACUUUAAGAGGCCCAAUGAUGUGCUCUCAUCUAUAACAUCUGCUAGUAUGUUCAUUCUGUCGAGUAGUAAUAUAUUUAUCUGUUGUUAAUUGCCAA